AUGGCAGACCGCGACACCAUCAACAUCGAGCUGCCUGCUUCUAGAUUUCAACCCCCUCUUCCACUGGUCACCUCUUUUACCCGCUCGUCAUUCCACAUGUUCAACUUCGGGAAACAUAGGUGCCAUCCAAACCCCAAUCAACCCAACCCUCCACAAGACACUCUGACCCAUUCUAUGGUCAUGAGCAGCCUUCGCGGUUGUGCGCCAGUCAAGCUCCUGCAUUUCAUCGCAUAUGCCUCCCACCGCACAAAGUUGCACUCAUCUGUUACCUUCGCUGCUCUCGUCCUCCUCCAGCGAUUGAAAGCAUGCUUCCCCACCGCUCGGGGAUCUUUGGGACACCACCUGUUCAUAUCUGCAUUCAGUUGGUGUGGGUAG
Molecule: messenger RNA, 375 nt
Organism: Suillus plorans
Lineage: Eukaryota; Fungi; Basidiomycota; Agaricomycetes; Boletales; Suillaceae
Exons: 2
Coding region: 1-375 (124 amino acids)
Source: RefSeq, a predicted model, not a curated record